Effrenium voratum is the source of this 1458-nucleotide messenger RNA. NCBI's taxonomy places the organism in Eukaryota, Dinophyceae, Suessiales, Symbiodiniaceae. The record is from the annotation of a GenBank genome assembly.
AGCUCUUUCGGCCCUUGCAGCGACUUCAGCUUCGGCCGCGUGACCGAUUGCCGCCAUGUGGCGCUGUGGACUGGUCGCUGCCCAGUUUGUGGGCAGCCAGGGCCAAAUUUUCCUCACUGACUCGGAGCUGGCUGCGGAGGCCGGCCCGCUGCCAGAUGAAUCUGAGUGGCUUCAGAAAGGCCUCGACUAUGUGGAUCACCCUGGCCUGUCGAAGGAUGCCAAGGCAUAUUUGGCAGGCACGGCGCCGGGUGUGGAGCAGUGGGAUGGCGGCGAAGACUGGGAGCAGUGGCUCACCGAAGCCAUGGAGAAGCUGCCCACAGGCGUGGAGGUGGACGACCACCAGGGCACCCCCAUCGGCGAGGGCGAGUCCAUCGCGCUGGUGGCGGCGGAGAUGGAGAUGAUUCCUGAUCAGCUGAGCAAGCUGCCUGAGGCCUUCCAGAGCGGGCUCUUCACGCCCUGCCCUUCGGAGGGGUGCCCCAAGUGGCCGGUGAUGCUGCGCAUGUCCCACACCCAGGCCGUGGGUGUGGACCUCCUGCGCUACGCCUUGAAGAUUGGGGCGGAGAAGGGUGAGACGAUUGACCUCACCUUCACAGAGACGCUGAACGCCUUCCCCAUUGGCACCAAGGAUCAGUUGAAGGCCUUCGCCUUCGGGGUGAAGUACGGCCAGGCCGCAGCGCUGCUGAGGUAUCCCUUGGAGAUGGGCCAAGUGACUUUGAACGGCCUGAAGACGGCCUUCAAGUACAAAUCCGCCAGUCAGGUCUAUGCCGCGGUGAGCAAGGACUACUACUCUCUGACACCCUGGCGCAUCGGCGGUGGCGGCAACGGGGAGACCCCCGGUGCCUUUAAGUACCGCCUGACGGCGGCAAUGGCCCGCGAGAAGUUCCCUGCGGAGAAGGAGAUCAAGUCAAAGGGCUUCAAGCAGGCCAUGCGGGACCAGGCGGUUGGACACCUGUCUGAGAAGGCCUGGACCUACAACUUCGAGAUCCAGGUGGCGACAGAUCCCAAGAAGCACUCCAUUGACGACGCGGCGGACGAGUGGGAUGAGGCCUCGGCGCCGUGGAUCAAGAUGGGCCGCCUGGUGAUCCCCAAGCAGAGCUUCCAGUCUCCCGUGACCACGGGCAACGCGGUGGGCCAAGGCCUCUGGCAGGGCCAGCAGCAGGCGGCCUUCAACUCCAAGGAGUUCCUCUUCUCUCCGGCCAUGUCGCCGCAUGCGCCCCUGGGAGCCAUCAACGCCUUCCGCGCCGACCUCUACCCCAGCUACGACGAGGCCCGGCAGAAGCACCUGCUGGGGAAGAGCGGCAAGCCCCGGCAGUGCCCCUUCAAGGAGACAUCGCUUCCUGGCUGCGCUGAGCGCUGAGCCUGGAGGAGCUCGAGUCUUUGAGAAAGCGCCUGCGCAAGGGGCGCAGAGUGGCCGAUCGUUUGAAGAAGCGCCGAUCGUUCAGAUGCAGCCGCGCGGAG